Molecule: messenger RNA, 697 nt
Organism: Liolophura sinensis
Lineage: Eukaryota; Metazoa; Mollusca; Polyplacophora; Chitonida; Chitonidae
Product: UPF0389 protein CG9231-like
Exons: 3
Coding region: 115-618 (167 amino acids)
Source: RefSeq, a predicted model, not a curated record
GUGCGCACUUGUCAUGGCCAAAACACAUUGUCAAACAACAACAUCAUGCUUGGUUGCUGAUAACUAAAGCAGACGACAGAACCUUUUAGUCAGUGAACGGGCGGCAGAGGAGAGAUGACAAUCAGCGCCGCCAGAUGCGGCAUAUUGCUGGUGGCAAAACGUGCAUCUGAUGCACUGUCUUAUGGUGCUACAGCAAGAACAGCUGGUAUUUUGACGCGUCUGUAUCAUGUCGCAAAUCUUUCAACAACAACGGUCGUGCAUCCGUCUGUAAGGGCACUCUUAUGUAAACCUAGAGCCCCCUUUCGAGUAUACUCCGAUUCAACGGGCCCAGAAAUGCUGCACAGACCAUCAAAUUUUGAUAGGAAAAUCUUGGUGUGGUCUAAAACAUAUCCAUCAUUAGGUGACAUACCAGAGGCUGUGCCGCAUGCCAAGAUGAAGAAGGCCAAGGAUGUUUUUCGAAUUCGUGUCAACAUUUGGAUGGGUGUGUGGACUGUAAUUGGAUGUAUUGUUAUGAUUUACUGGGGUCGUAAAUCUGCCAGAGAGGGUAACAGUCUGGAGAAAGAGAAUAUGCUCUGGCACCAACAAAUUAACGAGCAAGCCAAAAACAAGAAGGUGUAAGAAAUUAUGACCAAUCCGACACAUAGUAUUGAUAUCCGUGAUUGAAUAUUGGGUGUGUCAUGAGUCCAAUAUGUGAGUU